AGUAAAACGUCUGGAGUUAGAAUUAGUCGUCGUCAUGGGGAUUAAAAUAAUCUUGCUUUCAGUUGUAAUGGCACAUACGUGCACUGCCACCAUCAACGAGAGUAAUGUAAGCAGCUUUGAAGAGGCUGAUGAUCCGAUAGAUUACAACGACCUUUCUGAUGAACUUUAUAUAUGGGAAAAUCCGGAAACAAAUCCUGACUCCGGUUCGCCUGCUUCAUCUUACAACAAAACCUUUAAUCGGAGUUCUUCAACAAUGCCUACUACAUUGUGUUUUGUGCUCGUUACAGUUCCUCCCUUUUGUCCGGGUGGGUUUUUAAGAAAAAAGAAGCCGCGAGCAUCAAAAAAGACCAAUACAUCAGAAGCAGCAGCAUAUAGUCACAACACUACAGUAAUCCCUGAAAUAUUUAACAUCUCAGACGAGGCUGUUCUCUUCCUCAAAGGCUUGAUGGUCACACGCGUCAUGCCCUCGUUCUACAUCUUCAUCACCCUCAUUAGUUUGCCCCUGAACGCUUUGGCCUUGGUGACGUUCACCUGUAGGAUUCGAGAGAAGAAACCAGCUGUGAUCUACAUGUCUCACCUGGCGUGUGCGGACCUGCUCUUCACCCUGCUGCUGCCUCUGAAGAUCCACUACCAGCUGAACGCUUCAGAUUGGGUGUUCGGUGAGGCGGCGUGUCGUGUGCUCAGUGCUGCUUACUACUGCUACAUGUACUGCUCCAUACUGCUGAUGAUGUGCAUGAGUGUGGACAGACUGCUGGCCGUGGCGCUUCCCAUCGCCUCUCUAACCUGGAGGAGUGCAAGGAAAGCCACGUGUGUGUGUGUGCUGGUCUGGCUGCUGGCGCUCGCUGGGACGGUGCCACUUCUCUCAAUGACACAAACGGUCAAGAUUAGGGAUGUGGGCAUCACUUGUCAUGACGUGCCGGAUCAAACACAGAAGUAUGUGUACCUGUUCUCCAUCCUCUCCUGCCUCUACUUCUUCUUGCCACUGGUUGUCACCUUAGUGAGCUCCUUUACCAUAAUAUAUGUGCUCAGUGUAAAGUCUAAUCGCUUAGCAAAAUCUUCAUCAUCUUCAGACAACCGAAGGAGAGCUGUGAUUAUGGUUAUCACCGUGCUGAUGGAGUUUGUGGUGUGUUUCGCUCCAACCAAUGGCAUCCUUUUGUAUCACUGUGUUCGUUUAGCUACUGGAGGGGAGGGAGAUUCAUCAUAUGCUGCUUACCUGUUGGCUGUGUGUUUGGGGAGCGCAAGUGUUUUCCUGGACCCUCUACUGUACUACUACGGCUCGUCUCAGUGCAGACAGCAGAUCAGAUCUGUGUUUUGGGGCAGGAAGGCAAAACGAGCGAAAACGUCAUCAAACAUAUGAAAUGCUCUCAGUACAGCUGCACAGUGACAAUACAAAACAAAAUGUACAAAAUGAAGUGGAUAUCUUUUAAAACAACAACAACUAUAUUAUAACUUGACAAGUUUUCUAUAUUGUAUUUAUCUGCCAGUAUUAACCGAUAUGAAAUGAAGUCUUGCUGUUGGUGUUCAAUUUCUUUGUAUGCACUCAUAUAUUAU
Molecule: messenger RNA, 1551 nt
Organism: Rhinichthys klamathensis goyatoka
Lineage: Eukaryota; Metazoa; Chordata; Actinopteri; Cypriniformes; Leuciscidae
Product: proteinase-activated receptor 1-like
Exons: 4
Coding region: 35-1357 (440 amino acids)
Biological process (GO): blood coagulation; positive regulation of Rho protein signal transduction; thrombin-activated receptor signaling pathway
Cellular component (GO): membrane
Molecular function (GO): thrombin-activated receptor activity
Source: RefSeq, a predicted model, not a curated record